AUAGUUCUUGUACGUCCCCUUGAAGAACCGCCCGCAGCUCUCAAAAAGUGUGGAGUUUUGUUCUGAGCUAGAAGUCAAAAGCCAGUCGUGUAAAUAAAUAUUGCAUAAAAAUUACGAUUAUUUUCUAAUUUUGCUUCCAUCGGCCGAAUAAACGAAUUCAAAAGCCUUUAAAUAGAUUCGGCGCACUUUGAGCGUUGUUUUCGCCACACCCAAAAGAAAAUUUUCUUCCAUUUGCAGCGCAGUGAGUGAUAAGCGGAAGAGACAAAAAUGUCCGAUGACGAAUCGUUCAUAGUGCUCGGCUCGACGCCGACCCCAUCCUUGGAGCAAUACGUGUCCGGCAACGUCCAACGUCAGGAAUCGCUGCCGGGUAAGACGAUGGCCACUUCCGCCGCUCAAACCAUCUCGAACAAUUUCAGUCUGAUUCGAGGGGAUGAGUCACUGAAAUCAUUAUCUCCGAAAUCUGUUCAAUCGGUUCAGGGGUCCCCAAGUGGUGUAGCCAGCAUGAACGGAAGCAACCCACUGGCGGCCAGUGUCAUCAUGGGCGAAACCAAGUCCAGCUUGUUCCAAACUUUCCCGAGUCUGAUGAAUUCCUCGAUGCCUCUGGACGAAAUUCAAAUGCUUCAGCACCUGAUGAACGAACACGGUCAGAUGAAGGAAAACCUCCAGAUGGCCAAUGUGGCCAUGCGGAAGAACUUCACCAGCAUCCAGAAGUGGCAGGAAGAGGUCAAAGCCAAAUACGCCCAUCAGGUUCGACUGAACGACGAACAAAAUGCGAUCAUCACUCAGCUUAAGGAAGAUAACGAUAAACUGAAGCAACUUGUCCUCGCCGGAGAGACUCGAGUCGCAGAACAGGACAAACGUGCCGCCGAGCUGAAGAUUUCCCUCGAGAAAGCCCUGGACGAAGUCCAGAACCAGAGCCAAGCUGAACGGGCCGCCGCCCAGGCCGAACUGGACGAGCUGAAAAAAGCCCUUUCGGAAAAGGAAUCCAUCGUGCGGAAUAUGGCCCGGGAAAUCGAACGGUUGGAGCUGGAGAAGCAGGAAUUUGUGCUGGUUAAACCGAACAAACCGGAAGCGGCUGAGAAAGAGGUGCAAUUCAUCACCAAAGAGGAACACGACCGCCAGAUCAAGGUGCUGCAGCGGGAGAUGUCCGUCAUCGUGGCGAAGAAUUUGGAGUUCGAGGACAUGAAAAAGGUUUACAUCGAUGAGCUGAACUGCCUGCGAGUUAAUCUGACCGCUGCGGAGGAAGUUUUUGGCAAAAAUCGCGCCCAACUGGAUCGCCAGGCCAGAGAAAUCGAAACCAAAGACGUCUCGCUGGCGGAAAACAUCCGUGAACUGAAGACCCUGGCCGAGCAGGUGGAUGUCCUCACGGCGCAGCUGGACAUCUAUAAGAACGAUUUCGAAGCCGAACGCACGGCACGGGCCGAGUUGGCCAGCGAAAAGGAUCGCGUCCUUACCGACCUGAAGCUUCUCCAGAGGCGUAACCAACAAUUGAUUGAAGAAGUGCAGAACGGAAGAGUGGCCGAGGAGAGGACAACUCGUGCGGCCAACGAAUCCCUAGACCGACGCGAACCAACGCCACCUCGAGCCAGCUCAAGUGCCGAGGGUGCCACUGGUGGUGGUGGUGGCGCUGCUCGGGAGGAACAAACCUACGAUCGACCGGUCCUGUAUUGUCCCCUGUGCAACCAGGGCUACAGAGAUUUGGUCACCCUGCAACACCACGUCGAAGACUGCGUCGGCAUCAAUUGAAUUCAGGUGGCCUUCGUCUGCGGAGUGGUGGGGAUUUAUUAGGUUUGUGUCAUACGAUCCAUCGGUAUCGGUGGAUAUUCGCUACAAGCGGUCAAGAACUGAGAGGGACUGUUACGGAAGUGUACGUAGAACGAUAGAAGAUGACCUUCUAGGAUAGAACUCAUAUGACUUAUUACACAUUGAACUAUGUACUGUAUUAUCUUAGUAUAGGACCUUAGUCAACGGCAAUGGGGUGGAGAUGACAAUUUUCACUUUUUAAUCUUAUUUUAAACUAUGCUGUGUGCCUAUAGUUUAACAAUGUUUAAUUAGUUCUCAAAAUCUACGAUUUUGUUAAGGAACUUAAAUACCUUCUUAUAUGUGUAAUAGAUUUCACUUGAAAAAUUCAAUGCUUUAUUUAGUUAGACAAAAUUACAUUGGAGAAAGCGAAAAUUGAUAUCUCUGACCGAACUGUUGAUUUUAUUUCAGAAUGUUAACCAAUAAAAAAGAAAUACAUAUAGCUGAUUCGUUAUGAA
Messenger RNA from Aedes aegypti (yellow fever mosquito), 2258 nucleotides. Its product is annotated as NF-kappa-B essential modulator. The record is from RefSeq and is a predicted model, not a curated record. Bases 268 to 1746 code for a protein of 492 amino acids. Lineage: Eukaryota; Metazoa; Arthropoda; Insecta; Diptera; Culicidae. Gene Ontology annotation, molecular function: K63-linked polyubiquitin modification-dependent protein binding. Gene Ontology annotation, cellular component: nucleus; cytoplasm. Gene Ontology annotation, biological process: regulation of canonical NF-kappaB signal transduction. The transcript has 4 exons.